AGAUCUCUUGACAAAAAUCAUAACGUUUAUUGCUUAUAAAAGCGAAUACUACUAGCGCGGGCAGCCCUAAUAAAGGCGAGGGAAUUUGCUAUUAAAAUAUGGUGGUGAAAAGGCUGGCUAUUGACUUGAGCAGCAGCAGCACAGCAGCAGCAGCAGCAGGCUGAUUUAUUAUUUAUUGUUCUGUCCCACGGUCACGUGUUCGGGGCGCCCUAUCCUUGCGUGGACAAUGUUCACCGCGUCCAACUUGCAUUGAGCGUCCAGCCGGGUGCACGACGAGGAGCAAUAUCACGCAAUGACACGCCGCUUGCGCCACUUUGCGGGAUUAUAAAAGGAUUUGCGUGGUUCUUCUUUUUUUUGGGAGGGGAGGUUUUUUUUUCUUUUUCCUAUCGCCGUUGCCAUGUCGACGCUGAGCUACUACGCGGACGUCCCCGAGCUGCAGGAGGAUGUGCCGGCGAGGUUCCCAUCAACCGCAGGGGUGGAGCAGGCGAUGCUCGCCGAAUAUGGCGGACAGGAAGCUUGCCCUUUGCAGAAAUCGUCUAUUUUCGGCGCGUCUUGGGCUCCCAUCGCGGCGCACCCGCCCAACACCGCCGCCCCGACUUACAUCCAUCACCACUACACCGGCAGCGGAGAAGGCGAUGGCAUGUUCGCGCGCUCCUGGGCCCUGGAGCCCGUGUCCGCACCCUUGUGCCUGACCGGACUACCGACGACGGCCGCCAUGCAUUACGAGAUCAAACCCGAGCCCCUCAUUGGAAGUGGAGAGUGCACAACUUUGGAGACGCACACACCUCUUUUGUCUGACGCGGAGGGCGCCGCGGCCCUGGCGGAGGUCCCCUGCGAGAGCACGUCCACGUCCAAGCCGACCGUGGAAAGCCCCUCGGCCGCGGACAGGAGGGAGAUGGACGCCGACAACCCGUCGUCCAACUGGCUCCACGCGAAGCCCACCAGAAAGAAGCGCUGCCCCUACACAAAGCACCAAAUCCUGGAACUGGAGAAGGAAUUUCUGUACAACAUGUACCUUCCUCGGGACCGCAGAUACGAAGUGGCCAGACUGCUCAAUUUGACCGAGAGACAAGUGAAAAUCUGGUUCCAGAACCGCAGGAUGAAGAUGAAGAAAGACAACAAAGACCGGCGGAGAGACAGUUAAGUGGCAUAAUAAUACUGAUUCGAGCUGUGAGAGGGGUCGGUGGGGGUCCUACGGGUGUCUGUCCCUAUUAUUCUCAACUGUUACAUACGUUGUCGUCUAAAGUUUGUGUUGUUAACUAAUGUAGAAUGUUUAUUUCGUCUCUCUCAUGUGUGUUUUGUAAAGUGAACUAGGAGAUUUGUUGUGUUUUUUUUAAUGCAUGAAAAAAAAUCAUCGACUACCUGAAUGUUUUUCAGCUACCUAUUCGCAAUGUUUACAUUAAUUAUUAUUUUUAGAUGCUUUUUAGAUGUUCUCUUAUUGUGAAAGCAAAAUGCACAUUCAAAAUAAAUCGUCGGUGGUCAUUUUUGACAGUAUGUAGGGAAAUGUAAUGUGUAUUGUACAAUAGUCAACCAAAAUUGACCGCUCUUAUAGUGUAUUGUUCUGUUCGCCCAAAGACGUAUUUUAAUUAUUUCUAUAAAUAUUUACGUGACUGAACUGAAAAAAAGAAUGUAUUAAAACAUAUCAAAAAAGAAAAA
Messenger RNA from Hippocampus comes (tiger tail seahorse), 1656 nucleotides. RefSeq names its product homeobox A9b (gene hoxa9b). The coding region runs from base 398 to 1144 and encodes 248 amino acids. The record is from RefSeq and is a predicted model, not a curated record. Gene Ontology annotation, molecular function: DNA-binding transcription factor activity, RNA polymerase II-specific; RNA polymerase II cis-regulatory region sequence-specific DNA binding. NCBI's taxonomy places the organism in Eukaryota, Metazoa, Chordata, Actinopteri, Syngnathiformes, Syngnathidae. Gene Ontology annotation, biological process: regulation of transcription by RNA polymerase II; DNA-templated transcription; embryonic skeletal system morphogenesis. Gene Ontology annotation, cellular component: nucleus. The transcript is spliced from 2 exons.